Kwoniella mangroviensis CBS 8507 is the source of this 375-nucleotide messenger RNA. RefSeq lists its product as uncharacterized. Lineage: Eukaryota; Fungi; Basidiomycota; Tremellomycetes; Tremellales; Cryptococcaceae. The transcript is spliced from 3 exons. The coding region runs from base 1 to 375 and encodes 124 amino acids. The record is from RefSeq and is a predicted model, not a curated record.
AUGUUGGGAGAAGCGGUAUAUUCAAUUGCUGUAGAGGUGCCGCCUGGUGCAGCCUUGUGCUCUAAUAGGGGGCGAUACUUUGAGCUGGCCGAUACAGGACAUCGAUUAAGAAAGACUGUAGAGGAGGUCCAGAACGAUCUCCGAGAGAUCUUUGUCGGCAUACACCUACUUGCUAUCUCUGGUGCAGCCGCCGAUCCUGAACACGCUUUGUUGAAGAUAGAAGUUCAAAUAAGUAAAGUCGUCGACCUCCAGAGCAAUCGCUUUACACAGAAGAUGAUGGGUUUGCCAACUCAACAACACGACAGUCUUGCCAAAGCAGGGUGGCGUUUCGACCAUCAAAUCUUCCAAAAUCUUGCUACUUUGGAAGUGUCUUGA